AUGUGCAAAAAUUUGAAUGUAAAGGUUCUUCCUUAUUUCCAUUUUUAUCGCGGAGCCGAUGGACAACUGGAAUCCUUUUCCUGUUCACUCGCCAAGUUUCAGAAAAUAAAGGAUGCUAUUGAAUUGCAUAACACUGCUCGUUGUAGUAUCGGUCCUCCUAAAGAUGUUGGAGAUCUUAACUUUGAAACGCCAUCUGUUCCAAAGGAUGAACAGUCAGGGUCUUCUUCAACGUAG
Molecule: messenger RNA, 234 nt
Organism: Ilex paraguariensis (yerba mate)
Lineage: Eukaryota; Viridiplantae; Streptophyta; Magnoliopsida; Aquifoliales; Aquifoliaceae
Source: the annotation of a GenBank genome assembly